Messenger RNA from Sphaerodactylus townsendi, 4597 nucleotides. RefSeq names its product potassium voltage-gated channel subfamily B member 1 (gene KCNB1). Gene Ontology annotation, cellular component: voltage-gated potassium channel complex; membrane. The coding region runs from base 366 to 2978 and encodes 870 amino acids. Gene Ontology annotation, molecular function: protein binding; delayed rectifier potassium channel activity. NCBI's taxonomy places the organism in Eukaryota, Metazoa, Chordata, Lepidosauria, Squamata, Sphaerodactylidae. Gene Ontology annotation, biological process: protein homooligomerization; potassium ion transmembrane transport. The transcript is spliced from 3 exons. The record is from RefSeq and is a predicted model, not a curated record.
CCGUCCGGCCACAAGACCCGGGCAAGCCCCCCAGCCGCGUCUCUUGUGCUGGAUCCCAGCCCGCCCCUCCCGCGAGACACGCACGCACCUUUCCCGCGGCCCGGCCGCUCGGCCACCGUGGGAAUUUCGCUUGCGGCUGUUUUCCGGCUUCGCAAGGAGGGACCCCAGCGACGCCCGGCUGCUGAGCUCCCCCUCGGCGUCUAAAGCAUGAUGUAGCCCCCCGGCCGAUGCUCUCCUCUCCCCCGAAAGCCCGCCGGGGCGUCCUCUGGGAUCUUGGCCCAAGAAGCAUGGAGGAGAAGGAGAACAGGUGAAGAUAUCCUGUUUGGAAGCUUGAUUACCCUGUUACAGCCUUACAGAGACAAGCAAUGCCUGCGGGGAUGAAUAAGAAUGGAUCUCGAUCUACUACCUCUUUGCCUCCAGAUCCCAUGGACAUUGUUAGGAGCAAGGCCUGCUCCAGAAGGGUCAAGCUUAAUGUCGGUGGCUUGGCUCACGAGGUCUUAUGGAGAACUUUAGACAGGCUGCCACGGACAAGGUUGGGUAAGCUCCGAGACUGCAACACCCACGAGUCCCUGAUGGAUAUAUGCGAUGACUACAACUUGGAGGAGAACGAGUAUUUCUUUGAUAGGCACCCUGGGGCGUUUACUUCUAUCUUGAACUUUUACCGCACAGGCAAGCUGCACAUGAUGGAGGAGAUGUGUGCGUUGUCCUUCAGCCAGGAACUGGACUAUUGGGGGAUCGAUGAAAUCUAUCUGGAAUCCUGCUGCCAGGCGAGGUACCACCAGAAGAAGGAGCAGAUGAACGAGGAGCUCAAGCGGGAAGCAGAAACAAUGCGGGAGAGGGAAGGCGAGGAGUUUGACAACACCUGCUGCGCAGAGAAGAGGAAAAAACUCUGGGACCUUCUAGAGAAGCCAAAUUCUUCUGUAGCGGCCAAGAUUUUGGCAAUCAUUUCCAUCAUGUUUAUUGUCCUCUCCACGAUUGCCUUGUCACUGAACACCCUUCCUGAGCUCCAAGGCACAGAUGAAUAUAAUCAUCCCACAGAUAACCCCCAACUGGCCCACGUGGAGGCAGUUUGCAUCGCCUGGUUUACAAUGGAAUACCUCUUACGGUUCCUGUCCUCACCUAAGAAGUGGAAGUUUUUCAAAGGUCCACUGAAUGCCAUUGACUUGUUAGCCAUCUUACCCUACUAUGUCACUAUCUUCCUCACAGAAUCGAACAAAAGUGUACUUCAGUUCCAGAAUGUUAGAAGAGUGGUUCAGAUAUUCCGUAUCAUGAGGAUACUCAGAAUUCUAAAACUUGCCCGACACUCUACAGGUUUGCAGUCCUUGGGAUUUACAUUGCGAAGAAGCUACAAUGAACUGGGACUGCUCAUUUUAUUUUUGGCCAUGGGCAUUAUGAUCUUUUCUAGCUUAGUUUUUUUUGCAGAAAAAGAUGAGGAUGAUACAAAAUUCAAGAGCAUCCCAGCAUCUUUCUGGUGGGCAACUAUAACCAUGACGACAGUUGGCUAUGGAGACAUCUACCCUAAAACACUCUUAGGUAAGAUUGUUGGUGGGUUAUGCUGUAUUGCUGGUGUCUUGGUGAUUGCCCUACCCAUCCCAAUCAUUGUAAAUAACUUCUCUGAGUUCUACAAAGAACAGAAGAGGCAGGAGAAAGCCAUCAAGCGCCGAGAAGCCCUUGAAAGAGCCAAAAGGAAUGGCAGCAUUGUGUCCAUGAAUAUGAAGGACGCUUUUGCCCGUAGCAUAGAAUUGAUGGACAUAGUGGUGGAAAAAAAGGCAGACGAGGGAGGGAAAAAAGAUAAAGUUCAGGACAAUCAUUUAUCCCCAAACAAGUGGAAAUGGGCGAAGAGAUCGUUGUCUGAAACCAGCUCCAACAAAUCGUUAGAGACCAAGGAACCACAAGGAUCACCUGAGAAAGCGAGGUCGUCUUCCAGUCCUCAGCACCUGAAUGUCCAACAGCUGGAAGACAUGUACAACAAAAUGGCCAAAGCUCAGUCACAGCCAAAUCUCAACACUAAAGAAUUGGGCCAAUCUAACAAGCAAAAAGAAGAACUAGAAAUGGAGGCGAUCCCUGGCCCGAUGGUUCCUUUGCUGACCACACGUGCAGAUGGAGUAAUUGAUAUGAGGAGCAUGUCUAGCAUUGACAGCUACAUAAGCUGCGCCACUGACUUUCCUGACUCUGGGCGAUAUUCUCACAGUCCCCUGACUACACUGCCGAGCAAAGGUGGGAUAAAUCCAAUUCACGAUCCCUAUCGGCUAGAAGGGAGCGGGGCUAAAUUCAUGGAGAUAAAACCAAAUCUAGAAAGUGGCCGUUGCUCUGCCUUUUUCAUAGAAAGCCCCAAAAGUUCCAUAAAAGUUACGAAUCCUAUGAAGUUAAGAUCUCUGAAGGUUAACUUUAUGGAAGAGGACGUCAGCUCGAUCGGAUCAGCGGCAUCGAAUGUCCUGAGAAUUUAUCCAGAUUCCCUCAAGAGUAGAGGAGUUACAGGUGCAACCACAGAUAGUUCCAUACGUUCUGAUCGAUCCUUGAUGAGUCCAGAAAGCUCUCUCUACACUACAGCAAGUACAAGAACACCCACAAAGUCACCAGAGAAGCAGGCAGCAAUAGUUUUCAACUUCCAUGAUGCCGGAAUACAUAAAUACAUUGACGCCGACACUGAUGACGAAGGUCAACUACUGUAUGACUCAAGUCCUCCAAAAGCCCCACCUGGAAAUACAAGUCCCAAAUACAGCAUUUCAAACAGUGGUUAUUUAAGGCAAAGGGAUAAUGUUUGUAGAACAGACAAGAACCACUUAGAGACUGCUGCGUUACCCUCCUCACCCAAGCUCGUAGGGCAGAAUUGCCUUUAUUCAAUGGAAAGUAUCACUGGAAGAACCCGUGGUAACCGGGGAAGUAUCAGAUUAGAGAAUCACAUUUCACCCGAGGUUCACAUAUUGCCGAGUGGAGGAGGAGGAGGACAUGGUAACACUCACGGUCAAAAUAUCUGACAUGUGCUCCAGAACUUUUGUUGAAAGCUGAAACAAACAAACAAAAAGGGAAUGCCUUUACACUCGACACACAGAGAAGAGCUUCUGCAUGGCAUGAACUUUUGACUGAAACAAGCCACCUAUUUUGUAAAAGCCAAGAGAAUGCCCUUAAGGUGAACUGGAGAUAAGACUUCCUCUGGAACCACUGCAAGGUUUUGCCCCCAGUCCAGCUACAGUCGUCAAUCAAACUGAAGACUGUGCACCUUGGUCAUGCUCACAUCGAUCUCCUUUUACUUCCUUCAUUGAAGUCAGUGUGACCAAAUAUUUCAUUUGCUCCCUCUUUUUGAUGGAACCUUUUUUGUGGCAAUGGCAGUAGUCUAAUUUGCAUUACCCCUUAAAGAAGGCCACGGCAGCCGAAUCAAAUACUGGAACAAAUGGGUAGAUAUGAAAUGCUUAUCACUGUUUGCUUAGGGGUAACUGUUCUAAUCAUCCUCAUCUAUGCCUUUUUCUCUGAUGGAUAUACAAGGUCUAAAGGUAACAGGGUGUGCUUGGAUAGGUUUAUGGUUAGGUUGCAGUUUUAGUGAACUGAGUGUUUCUAGAGAAAUAAACUGUUCAAAUUCCCUGUGUGUGUUUAAUAUACACCAAGACCUGCAGUUUCAUUUCUUAAACCUCAGCAGGGUGAGUUGCACCACUUGUAUUCUGAACCCAAAAAAUAUAUAUUUCCAUCCCAUCAAAAUUAUGUAAAUUUGUACUCAAUACUGCUAAAAGUCACACCAGGUCUGAGAUUAGGAGUUUUUAAAACUGGGACUAGAAAGGCAAUUUCACAAUUGAAAAGACAGUGGGGUGCAUGAAGUAGCUGUCCAAAAAUAGGAAUCUUGUGAAGGUAUGCCUGUGGUGUUAUGAAUAACACAGAGUUCUUGGAAAUGAACAUUUUUGGUUUUGCCCUUUUCUGUUUGUGUUGAAGGGGGAUCCUUAGAUAGCGUUACCAAACACCAACAGAUUUGUGAACAAAAGGAAAGCACAGCCACUGAAGAUUCUCACUAUGGAGAAAACAAUGUGGCAACAGUGAGAUGUGUGUCCAUAUUGGGUAGGUGAAGAACUCCAGCACAAAGGCAGCUAAAAUAAAUAGCAGGAAAAAGACGCAUUUGCUGGUUCCUCCCUGAAUUAUUUGCACCCCGUCAGUGCUUGUUCCCAAUCUGUUCACCAGGCUAGAGGAAUGCGUCUGUGACAUUUUGCACUUAAAUAGCGUAGAGUGAAAAGAUAUGCAAGUGUUAAAUAAAUACGUGCAUAAAUAUGCAAGGAGAGGGAGAGCGUCGUCCCUAAGCAACAAGCCUGAUUCUCUUUUCCUUUGGAAUGGGAUAAAUCAAGAUCCGCUCCAGCGGAGUUUUGCAGACAUAAAACAGGCAUAAAAUGGGAAGCGAACUGAAGCGAACAUCUUAAAUAGUUUCAGCCGUUUCAUUUUUAAACUGAACGCUUCAAUCAAAACUAUAAUCAGCACCAGCUUGGAUUUAUAAUUUAUACUGUUAUACUAAAUGUAGUACCAUUUAAUUUUGUUGGUAUUAAAAGCACUUUAUGUUGAUUUUAUGAUUGCUUUUUCGGGGGGGAUGAGUGGAAUAGAAAGCAGAGAGAAUGUAAUUUUU